CCUUAAUAAUCUCUCAUUUGUUUCUCUCUUUGUUUUUCCCCACAUCCAUCCAACCCAAACACUUUCCCCUCCACCACAUCCAUCACUAAUUUCUUCACCUCAUUAAUUCAAUUGUAUUGAUUCAUUCUUUCUCUUCCCUAUCUAAUUAAUUGAUAAAUCUAUCUUCUUCCCCUUUCAGUUUGUUUAAUUUUAUUUGAACACAACAACAAACACCCGCAUUUCCGUUUCCAUUUCCUUUUCCAUUGUUUCUUCUACUCUUGUAGCUAUAUCUUUCACAAUCUUUCAACUUCAACCUCUCUUCCAUCUGUUAGAUCAGAGACCACCACGUACGUUUUCAUGGAAACCCCAUUGAAGGAUUCGGUUUUUGAUUGCUACGUUGAUGACCAGGGUGUCACUCCCUGGACCCUCUCUGUUGCUAGUGGAUAUAAUUUACUGCGGGAUCCACAUCACAAUAAAGGUCUAGCCUUCACAGAGAAAGAGAGAGAUGCCCACUACUUGCGUGGUCUUCUGCCUCCCACUGUUAUUCCUCAAGAUCUUCAGGUAAAGAAGUUGUUAAACAACCUACGACAAUAUCAAGUUCCUCUACAAAAAUACAUGGCCAUGAUGGAUCUUCAGGAAAGCAAUGAAAAGUUGUUCUACAAACUUCUAAUUGAGCAUGUUGAGGAGUUACUUCCAGUGGUCUAUACUCCAACUGUAGGGGAAGCAUGCCAGAAAUAUGGAAGUAUCGUUAAGCGUCCUCAGGGUCUUUAUAUUAGUUUGAAGGAGAAAGGGAAGAUCUUAGAGGUUUUACGAAAUUGGCCUGAGAGGAAUAUUCAAGUCAUUGUUGUCACUGAUGGUGAGCGAAUCCUAGGACUGGGUGAUCUUGGUUGCCAGGGUAUGGGAAUUCCAGUUGGAAAGCUUUCACUAUAUACUGCCCUUGGUGGUGUAUGUCCUUCUGCAUGCUUGCCUGUGACCAUUGAUGUCGGGACGAACAAUGAAAGGAUGUUGAACGACGAAUUUUACAUAGGGCUCAGGCAAAAAAGGGCUACUGGUCAGGAAUACACUGAGCUUGUCCACGAAUUCAUGGUGGCAGUCAAACAGAAUUAUGGAGAGAAAAUCCUCAUUCAGUUUGAAGACUUUGCCAACCACAAUGCCUUUGAUCUGUUAGAAAAAUACAGCAAUACUCACCUUGUUUUUAACGACGAUAUUCAGGGGACAGCAUCUGUGGUCCUUGCAGGGGUUGUUGCAGCUUUGAAGCUCGUUGGUGGAACAUUGGCUGACCAUACAUUCCUAUUUCUUGGUGCUGGAGAGGCUGGCACAGGGAUUGCGGAACUCAUUGCUCUAGAGAUAUCAAAAAAGACAAGUACUGCUUUAGAAGAUGCUCGCAAGAAAAUCUGGCUUGUCGAUUCAAAGGGUCUGAUUGUUAGUUCUCGCAAGGAAUCACUCCAACACUUCAAGAAACCUUGGGCACACGAGCAUGAACCAAUUAAGGAUCUUAUUGAUGCUGUGAAGGAUAUCAAACCAACAGUGUUGAUUGGGACAUCAGGCGUGGGAAGGACAUUUACUAAAGACGUUGUGGAGGCCAUGGCUGCCAUUAACGAGGUAUUCUAUUUGCCCACUUGCGUUUUAUGUAGAUUCAAAAGAGAAAUUAUGUUGACCGUAAUUUUAUUGUGGAUUAUAUUGCAGAAGCCGAUAAUUCUUGCUCUCUCAAACCCCACUUCUCAGUCUGAAUGCACUGCUGAAGAGGCUUAUACAUGGACUGAGGGUCGUGCCAUUUUUGCUAGCGGCAGUCCAUUUGACCCUGUUGAAUACGAAGGAAAUGUUUUUGUACCUGGACAGGCAAAUAAUGCUUAUAUUUUUCCUGGCUUUGGUCUUGGAUUGAUCAUGUCCGGUACCAUCCGUGUUCGUGAUGACAUGCUCCUAGCAGCUUCGGAAGCUCUGGCUGCACAGGUCACUCAAGAGAACUUCGACAAGGGACUCAUAUACCCUCCUUUUACCAACAUUAGAAAGAUUUCAGCAAAUAUUGCUGCAAAAGUAGCUGCAAAAGCUUAUGAACUUGGUUUGGCGACUCGCCUUCCUCAACCGGAAGACUUGGUGAACCACGCAGAGAGUUGUAUGUACAAUCCUUCUUACCAAAAUUAUCGGUGAAGCUGCAAGGUUUCCCCAGUUUUACUUUCUUCCUUCCUUUUUUUUUUCCCUUGUGCGUUCAAAUCAAACACACAUCAGCUUUUGUCAAUUAUUUGUUCUCCCCACCAACUUCUGUCCUGUAAUUAGUUGAUGGGAUGAGAAGUACGUGGGUUCUUAUGAGGUUGAGAGAUCAAACACUGAUAUAUAGUCUGUAGAAGUUCAUACUCCCACCCAUUUUGUGUGAAAUAGAGCCCUUUAAUUCUCUCACUGUUCCCUACAAAACCUGGUUCAGUAAGAACAUCUCAUUAUAGCAACGACUUUCCUACUUCAA
Molecule: messenger RNA, 2437 nt
Organism: Cucumis melo (muskmelon)
Lineage: Eukaryota; Viridiplantae; Streptophyta; Magnoliopsida; Cucurbitales; Cucurbitaceae
Product: NADP-dependent malic enzyme 4, chloroplastic-like
Exons: 18
Coding region: 337-2127 (596 amino acids)
Biological process (GO): malate metabolic process; pyruvate metabolic process
Cellular component (GO): chloroplast
Molecular function (GO): NAD binding; malate dehydrogenase (decarboxylating) (NADP+) activity; malate dehydrogenase (decarboxylating) (NAD+) activity
Source: RefSeq, a predicted model, not a curated record